Panicum hallii is the source of this 2633-nucleotide messenger RNA. Its product is annotated as probable methionine--tRNA ligase. Bases 51 to 2456 code for a protein of 801 amino acids. Gene Ontology annotation, molecular function: methionine-tRNA ligase activity; tRNA binding; ATP binding. The record is from RefSeq and is a predicted model, not a curated record. Gene Ontology annotation, cellular component: cytosol; aminoacyl-tRNA synthetase multienzyme complex. Gene Ontology annotation, biological process: methionyl-tRNA aminoacylation. NCBI's taxonomy places the organism in Eukaryota, Viridiplantae, Streptophyta, Magnoliopsida, Poales, Poaceae. The transcript has 17 exons.
GUGACCCACUCACGCCAAGCCGCCUCCUAGCCCUAAACCCUUCCGUCCCGAUGGCGUCCUCCCCGCCGCCGCCGCCGAAGCUGCCGAUCCCCGGCCGCCGCAACAUACUCAUCACCAGCGCGCUUCCGUAUGUCAAUAAUGUCCCCCACCUCGGGAACAUCAUCGGCUGUGUGCUCAGCGCCGAUGUGUUCGCGCGGUACUGCCGGCUCCGGGGUUACAACGCCAUCUACAUAUGCGGUACUGAUGAGUACGGCACGGCCACCGAGACGAAGGCCAUGGAGGAGAAGUGCUCGCCCAAGGAGAUCUGCGACAAGUACCAUGCUAUUCAUAGUGAAGUUUACAAGUGGUUUAACAUAAAAUUUGACAAGUUUGGACGCACGUCCUCUCCUGAGCAAACAGAAGUCUGCCAUGCAAUUUUCCAUAAAUUAAUGGAAAACAAUUGGCUCACAGAAAAUACUAUGCAGCAGCUUUACUGUGAUACAUGUCAAAGAUUUUUGGCUGAUCGGCUUGUUGAAGGAACAUGCCCAAACAAAGUCUGUAAUGCAGCAGCACGUGGAGAUCAGUGUGAAACAUGCAGCACCUUGUUGAAUCCAACCGAACUGAUUGACCCGAAGUGUAAGGUUUGUAAGAAUACUCCACGUGUUCGUGACACAGAUCACUUAUUCUUGGAGCUUCCUCUGUUAAAAGACAAGUUGGUAAACUACAUCAAUGAAACUUCAGUAGCUGGUAUGUGGAGUCAAAAUGCUAUUCAAGCAACAAACGCAUGGCUGAAGGAAGGGCUAAAGCCGCGCUGCAUCACCAGAGAUCUUAAAUGGGGUGUCCCUGUACCUCACGAGAAGUAUAAAGACAAGGUGUUCUAUGUUUGGUUUGAUGCACCUAUUGGUUAUGUGUCUAUUACGGCGUCAUAUACACCUGACUGGGAGAAGUGGUGGAAGGAUCCUGAUAAUGUAGAAUUGUUCCAGUUUAUGGGCAAAGAUAAUGUGCCAUUUCACACGAUCAUGUUCCCUUCAACACUACUUGGAACUGGGGAAAAGUGGACAAUGAUGAAGACAAUAAGUGUUACUGAAUAUCUAAAUUAUGAAGCAGGUAAAUUCUCCAAGAGUAAAGGUAUAGGAGUCUUUGGUAAUGAUGCAAAAGAUACAAAUAUUCCUCCUGAAGUAUGGCGAUACUACCUGCUUAUGAAUCGCCCUGAGGCAUCAGAUACACUCUUUACUUGGGCUGAUUUGCAAGCCAAAUUGAACAGCGAGUUGCUGAACAACUUGGGGAACUUCAUCAAUCGCGUGCUAAGUUUUGUUGCAAAACCAGCUGGAGCAGGAUAUGAUUCUAUUGUACCUGAUGUUCCUAAUGCGGAAUCACAUCCAUUGACAAAGGCAUAUGCAGAAAAAACAAGUAAAUGGGUUGAGCAAUAUCUCGAUGCAAUGGAAAAGGUUAAACUGAAACAAGGACUGAAGUGUGCAAUGGCCAUUUCUAGUGAUGGAAAUGCGUAUCUGCAAGAGAGCCAGUUUUGGAAACUUUACAAGGAAGAUUCAGCAGCAUGUGCGAUUGUGAUGAAAACUUCACUUGGUCUUGUGUACCUCCUUGCCUGUCUGCUGGAGCCUUUCAUGCCCUCCUUCUCUGAGGAAGUGUUACGUCAAUUAAACUUGUCCCCUGAAGAAAACCUGUCUUUCAGUGAAGAAAAAGGAGAAAUUGCAAAGGCAAAAUCUCCUUGGGAUUUUGUACCAGCAGGGCACAAAAUUGGAAAGCCUGCUCCUCUAUUCAAGGAAUUGAAAGAUGAAGGCGUAGCUCUCCAUAGAGAAAAAUAUGCAGGUAGCCAAGCUGAGAGAAGCUCGAAAGCAGCAGCUGAUGCUGAAGCCAGCAAAGUUGCUAACCAGCUCAAGGGCACGAAAUUAUCUGAUGGAGGUCCAAAGAAGGAACAAAAGAAACAAUCUGGUGGUUCAAAAUCAAAGACAGCAGAGGCAGAUAUUACCGUUGCAAAAUUGGAUAUUCGAGUAGGGCUUAUCAGAAAAGCAGAGAAGCAUCCAGAUGCCGAUUCCCUUUAUGUAGAGGAGAUCGAUGUUGGGGAGGACACACCAAGAACAGUGGUCAGUGGUCUCGUGAAAUUCAUACCUCUUGAAGAAAUGCAGAAUCGGAAAGUCUGUGUUCUUUGCAACCUGAAACCGGUGGCAAUGCGCGGUAUAAAAUCACACGCCAUGGUUUUGGCUGCAUCAAAUGAGGACCACACGAAGGUUGAGUUGGUGGAGCCACCAGAAUCUGCCGCCGUGGGGGAGCGCGUCACCUUCGCUGGGUACUCGGGGGAGCCCGAGGCUUCCCUCAGCGGCAAGAGCAAGACGUGGGAGAAGCUGGCCGCCGAGCUGCACAGCAACGGCGAGCUCGUGGCGUGCUACAAAGACGUGCCCUUCACAACCUCGGCCGGAGUCUGCAAGGUGAAGACAAUAGCGAACGGGGAGAUUCGCUAGGCACAUGGCCGGACUGCAACCCAGCUGACCGAAUCUGUCUGGUUUCAUUGGAAGUGAUUGUACCUGAUAUCCAUUUUCGAAAAUUUUGGCAUUGCCAUUUGAAAAUUUGUAUUUUGAGUAAAACCAGUACAGAUGCUCCAAAGCAACCAUGAUUUAAAAGAAUGUUUUCUAAUGCCA